CAACCCAUGAAACUUACACAUUAACAGACAGCUAACGAGCUAACUGUUUUACGCUCGGAGAUGUGUAUUGUUCUACGAAUGGAUCGUUUACUUAGUGAGAAGGAGGAGCGAGAUACACUUGCAUGGCUAGAUAAAAUACCUUUCUCCAGACACAAAAAACACAUCAGCAGGGACUUCAGUGAUGGAGGACUCUCCUGCAGUGAUGGUUGCAGAGGUUGUUCAGCAUUACUUCCCAAAGAUCAUUGACAUUCACAACUAUAUCACUUCCUGCAAUACGCAGCAGAAACUCCGCAACUGGAACUUUCUCAACAAGAGGGUGUUUUCCAUUAUGGACUUUUAUGUCUCUGAGGAAACGGUGGAGAAGAUUGUUUCAAGCACUCCUGGUGUGGUACUGCAAGUGCUGUUUUUUCUCAAGGACAAAUUAGGAAAACUGGCGUUUUCAGAUAUGGAAAUUCAACAGGCUGAACCAGGAAUUAUGGCUCAACUGGCAGAGAUGAGGAGUACAGAGCCAACAGAGACACCACAUCAAGUGAGAUUUUUCCCAGAGACGAGCCUUUUAGCAACCCGGCAAGUCAUGCUUGAAAAAGAACUUCAGGUCGAGAAACUUCAGGAUAUUCGUAAGAACCUUCAGGUGAAAGUGAACAAGUUGGAGGAGCUGAUUAAAUUGAAGGACAAGCGCAUUGAACAUCUGACCAGUCUUAUAUAAAACUAAGAUACAGCUAGCCUGUCCAAGAGUCACCACAGGCUCAGUGGAUAAAAACCUUUUAUUUUUUCUUUCGUCACAUCGGUGUUUCUUUUGAGUUGUAAUUAUUAAAGAACAACUAUAUGACCAUC
This is a messenger RNA of Gambusia affinis (western mosquitofish), 834 nucleotides long. Its product is annotated as sperm flagellar protein 1-like. The coding region runs from base 182 to 706 and encodes 174 amino acids. NCBI's taxonomy places the organism in Eukaryota, Metazoa, Chordata, Actinopteri, Cyprinodontiformes, Poeciliidae. Gene Ontology annotation, molecular function: microtubule binding. Gene Ontology annotation, cellular component: axoneme. Gene Ontology annotation, biological process: regulation of cytoskeleton organization. The transcript is spliced from 6 exons. The record is from RefSeq and is a predicted model, not a curated record.